UCAACAUAUAAACACGUGUUUUCCGAAGACAGGUACCAAAACUGGCUCCUACUCUUUUAAAAAGAAAGUUCCUUCCCUAAUAACGUGCUAAAAUAAAAAAAAAUGGGCAAAGCUAAGAAAAUCAAAGUUUCUAAAGGAACCAAAGAGUCGAAAAUAAGUUUGACGGAGCAAAUAGAAAUUGAUAAAGCUGUGAAGCCUACAGUCAGGCAAAAGAUUAGGCAUCGGGCGAAUGAUGAAGAAGAAUAUGUAGCUCCUACUCUAACGAGAAGGAUCUUAUCGCAAGCUAGACAACAGCAGCUAGAGAUUGAAGAGGAGAUUGGUCUCAGUAAACCUAAAAGCGAAAAGCUGACUGUCAAACUCAGCACUGAGUUGAACGAUGUUGAAGAUCGAUCCAGUGAUGACGAAGAACCGGUGGAUAAUGUACACUAUUAUGAGGACAUUCAAAUCAACGAAGAUGAUGAACGCGCCUUACAGAUGUUCAUGUCCAAAGACCCAGUACCUACAAGAACAUUGGCCGAUAUAAUAAUGGAGAAAUUGACAGAGAAAAAGACUGAAAUCGAAACGCAAUUUUCUGACGCUGGGACUAUUCAAUUGCAAGACUUGGAUCCGCGGGUAAAAGCGAUGUACGAGGGUGUCAGAGAUGUUUUGGUGAAAUAUCGUAGUGGCAAACUACCAAAAGCUUUUAAAAUCGUGCCUAGUUUAAAGAAUUGGGAACAGAUAUUGUAUAUCACAGAUCCACCAAAAUGGUCUGCUGCUGCGAUGUAUCAAGCAACAAGGAUAUUUGCUUCAAAUUUGAAGGAUAAGAUGGCCCAAAGAUUCUACAACCUCGUUCUGUUACCACGCAUUAGGGACGAUUUGGCAGAAUACAAAAGACUAAAUUUCCAUUUAUAUCAGGCGUUAAGGAAAGCAUUAUUUAAGCCGGCUGGUUUUAUGAAGGGAAUCUUGUUGCCACUCUUAGAAUCCGGCACAUGUACGCUCAGAGAAAGUGUCAUCAUUGGAUCUGUAAUCGCGAAGAAUUCAAUACCAAUCUUGCACUCCUCGGCAGCUAUACUGAAAAUCGCGGAAAUGGACUACACAGGUGCAAAUAGCAUUUUCCUCAGAAUAUUCUUGGAUAAGAAAUACGCGCUUCCAUACAGAGUAGUAGAUGGAGUGGUAUUUCAUUUUGUUAGGUUUGAAAGAGACACCAGAGAAUUACCAGUAUUAUGGCAUCAAGCUCUCUUAACUUUUGUGCAACGAUAUAAGAGCGACAUCAGUUCUGAGCAAAAGGAAGCUAUACUAAGACUACUGAGAAAACAAUCACAUCAUUCAAUCACUCCCGAAAUCAGGAGAGAAUUGCAACACGCGAAAUGCAGAGAUGUAGAAAUGACAGAACCUAAACCAGAACCAAUAGAUAUCACAAAUACUUAAAAAUACAGGAUAUGUAUAUAUGCAAAUAUCUAAAUACUAU
This is a messenger RNA of Camponotus floridanus (Florida carpenter ant), 1447 nucleotides long. RefSeq names its product bystin (gene bys). NCBI's taxonomy places the organism in Eukaryota, Metazoa, Arthropoda, Insecta, Hymenoptera, Formicidae. The transcript has 3 exons. Gene Ontology annotation, cellular component: cytoplasm; preribosome, small subunit precursor; nucleolus. The record is from RefSeq and is a predicted model, not a curated record. Gene Ontology annotation, molecular function: snoRNA binding. The coding region runs from base 103 to 1407 and encodes 434 amino acids. Gene Ontology annotation, biological process: rRNA processing.